This is a messenger RNA of Fusarium coffeatum, 1140 nucleotides long. RefSeq lists its product as uncharacterized. The record is from RefSeq and is a predicted model, not a curated record. NCBI's taxonomy places the organism in Eukaryota, Fungi, Ascomycota, Sordariomycetes, Hypocreales, Nectriaceae. Bases 1 to 1140 code for a protein of 379 amino acids. The transcript is spliced from 4 exons.
AUGGUGGACAACAGACAGCCCAGUCUCUGGGUAGCGGAAUGGCUUCCGUUCGUAAUCGCGACCGUCUUCAUUGGACUCCGCCUUAUGAGCCGCAAGAUCACGAGAGUGGGAUUAUGGUGGGAUGACUACGCUGCAAUUGCCUGCUACGUUUGCGCCAUUAUUUGGGCUGUUCAAACACCGAUAUGGAUUCUCAACGGCCUUGGAAAGCACGCGACCGACAUCGACAGAGACAUCAUUAAAACGAAUUCGACUAUGAUGCACCAGCUUUACGCCAUUGAACAAACAUAUACCUUCGUCGUUUACCUUGCCAAAGUUUCACUUUUGUUCUUCUACUGGCGCAUGUUUCGAAUCACAAACAUCAAGAUCGCCGUAUACUCGUUGCUUACAUUAUCGACCCUUUGGCUCAUCGCUCGACUCAUCGUCGGCACGAUUCAAUGUCUACCCGUCGAAGCAUUCUGGCAACUUGAGAUGAGACCAACGGCCAAUUGCCUCGUCGAGACGCCCAAGUAUGUAUUUGGCAGUAUCAUUUCUCACAUCCUCAUCGAUGUCCUCGCUAUUAUUCUGCCUACGAUACAAAUCAAGAGGCUCCAGUUGCCCAAGGUCCAGAAGUUUGGAGUUCUUUUAAUGUUGCUGUUUGGUACACUGGUGUGUGUCAUCGGUCUAGUUGUCGCUAUUGCUGGUGCAAAUAUCGCUGCCGACUCAGUUGAUCUUUCAUGGGAUCUUGUCGAUACCGUGAUCUGGGGAACCGUCGAGAUCAACAUGCUUACUGUCUCCACUUGCCUCCCAACGAUUCGACCCGCCUGCCUCUCAAUCGGCUCACGCCUCGGUAUCGCGACCACCAGCACCGUCAGCGCCAACAGUUUCGGCCAAAGCCACUCCCGCCCGAUCCCGAACCAAUCAAUCCGUCUCUCGACAAAACCCAAGGAUGACCAUAAGGACGAAACCAGCUCUACAUAUGAGCUUGCUACUCGCAUGGAACACAACGGAGGCUCGAUAUCUGACUACGAGAGUCAUGGACGAGGCAACCAUACGGUGGUGUCGCGUGCUACUGUAGAGGACCAGGACAGUUAUCCUAUCCAGUCACCACCUUCCCGGGGAAUAUUUGUUAAGAACGAGACUUUUGUUACGUACAAAAAUUAG